GGAUCGUCGCGUCAUUCUUCCGGGGAGGAGGGGGAAGACUGGGGAAGAGUGGGCCACAGGUGAGGGACAGUUUGGUGGGGUCGGCAUCAGUCAUCAGUCAGCGCUGUACCGACGCUCCCCGUCGAGCAGACUUGCCUCUCUAACGGACGAGAGAAGAGAGGGGGCGAGGGCGGGAGUCCUAUUCUGCUUGCGCGUUCGGCAGCUUUUCCUUGCCACCUUGUUUCCUCAAGCAACUCAAGGCGAGAGGCGCACGGACAUGAGAUCAUCCUGAGCGCGGAAGGCGGGUGGGGGGGGGAAUGGGUGCAUUACCUGGGGAAUUGCAGCUUUUGAUUGCGCAGUGCCGUUGGUGGAUGUAGUUGUAGAGGGGCCUAUCAUGCACGCUAAGUCCAUCUGCUUGCUAACGUAGCGGGAGCGCGGAUCCGUGCGUAAACGAUGAUGGUCCUGGCUUCCAAUCACGGUUUGUGAAUCGGAAACACAGAUCGGCGGGUGGGAAACGAGAGGCAAAAAUGUUUUGGAGGUCCCGAGAUCGAGAGCCGGCCGUCCCGGCACCUGUGGCGGACCCCAAGGUUGCAUUCAUCUCUAGGUCUAUUGAGCGACUUUUGAAAGAUGCAUCGGGGCGCAAGUACUCGCGUCUACAGCAAGCGUGCAAGGCCUAUAUCGAUCGGCAAAAGGUUCUUCUAGCAGCUGCAGCGUCAACACCGUCAGCAGUAGAGGUGGCCACAGAGGUGUCCAGCGAAACAACCGAGGAGAUAGAAGCAAAGACUCCGCAGGCAGCGUCGAUAGAUGGGGAGAAUGGAAAACUCGAGACAUCACCAGUGUCAGAACAAGCACCUUCUUUGGAGGAGGGAAAAACGACAUCUGAAAGCGCUGCUCCAAGUCCGAGGUCUGUUGAGGAUGGCGUCCCCAAAUCUCCCAAACAAGGCAAGGGAGAUGCGGCAGCUGCUGGGGCAUUGCAACAAGGGAAUUCUUUGGAUGAUGAGGAGGUGGAGCUGGCAACCGCACCUCUACGCUUGGCAUUUGAGACCAAGAAUGCGAAGCUAGUGGAGACUGCACUUGACUGUAUGCAUAAAUUGAUCGCUUAUGGACAUCUUGAAGGGGAGGCAGGUGUGGAAGGUGGUGUGAAUGGGAUGCGUCUGACACAGUUGGUCAACAUGGUUUGCUCAUGUGCAGAGUCAUCGUCUGCAAGUGACAGUGUUGUUUUACAGGUCAUCAAGGUAUUGCUUACGGCUGUCACAUCCAACUCCUUCCAAGUUCAUGGCGAGUGCCUGUUGGCGUCAAUCAGGACGUGCUAUAAUAUUGUGCUGAGCAGCAAGAAUGCAGUUAAUCAAGCAACUGCUAAGGCAACCCUGUCACAGAUGAUUAAUGUCGUCUUUAAGCGCAUGGAAACAGGAUCACCUGGCAUGGGCGGUGGCGCUUUGGGUGCGACUUAUGCUGGGAAACACACCCGAUCAGCAACUGUGCCAGAGCUUCAGUUGGAUAGCUCUGGGCAUCAUCUGCCUGCAAGGUCAGUCUCUGGCAGAGGAAUUGACGCGGCCCUGGAAAAGAUGGAUUUGACCAGUAGAACUUCAGACCAGGGCCAUUCGCCAAAGUCUGUUGCUUCUUCGGUGGGAUCAGGAUCUCCACUACAUGCAGAUAAUGCAUCGGGAAUGCCUGUUGUCACCCUGGAAGAGAUCCAGACUAUGGCUGGAGAUGCUGAUAUCAAGGGGCUUGAGGCUGCGUUAGACAAGGCCGCACAUCCGGAGGGCAAGAAGCAUCCCGAGGGCAUUGAUCUAAACAGCUUGAAUCUUGUUGAGAGGGAUGCACUCUUGCUGUUCCGCACUCUGUGUAAGAUGUCCAACAAGGAGGGUACAGAUGAUCUCAUGCUUCGGACCAAGCUCCUAUCGUUAGAGUUUUUGCAGGGAGUGUUGGAGAACGUUGGGCCGUCGUUUACCCGGAACUUUGCAUUCAUAGACAGUGUGAAACACCAUCUAUCAGCGUCACUUAUCAGAGCUUGUCUGUCUCCUGUACCCGCUAUUUUUCAGUUUGCAGCAAACAUUUUUUCUGUGCUGCUUCUUCGCUUCAGGGCGAGUCUUAAGGCAGAAAUCGGUGUUUUCUUCCCGUUGCUUGUUCUCCGAUAUGUCGACAGCAAUGAUGCUUCUGCUCUACAGCGGACUGUAGUUCUCAGGAUGUUGGAUACAAUCGCUAUGAACUCGCAGGCUUUGGCAGAUGUCUUCGUCAAUUACGAUUGUGAUUUAGAUGCCACCAACUUGUUUGAGAAAAUGGUUAAUUCACUUUCUCGGCUGGCGCAAACAAGGAUAAGUGUAGAUCCUGAAUCACCUGUAGCUGUGCAGAUCCAAGCACUGAAAGGGAGUGCAUUGCAGUGUCUGGUUACAACAAUGAAAUCCUUGGCACAGUGGGCGAAGAAGGGAGAGGAUAGCAGCAAAGGGGAAGCAUCCUCACAGAAUCCGGACAAUGCAAUCAUAUCCCCAGUUAUGGCAAAUGGGCAUGCAUCGGACCUAGGGUCCAGGAAUAGCAGUAUUGACUGGAGCGAGAAGGAUGGGGACAUUACCAAAAUAUCUGAAUCAGAAGGGGAGACUCAGGCUGACAGGUUUGGGAAAGCAAAGGCGCACAAGUCAAGCUUGGAGGCGGGUGUGAGUGAGUUCAAUUUGAAACCGUUGAAGGGGAUUCGGCAUCUUGUCAAUAAUAAAAUCAUACCCAAUGAGCCAGCUGCAAUAGCCCGCUUUUUGCGGAAUACGCCAGGGUUGGACAAGACUGCAGUUGGGGACUACCUGGGUCAACAUGAUGACUUCAGCAUUGCUGUGAUGCAUGCCUACGUCGAUUUGAUGAAUUUCUCAGGAAUGCGUUUUGACAUGGCCAUCCGGGAAUUUCUGGCAGGCUUUCGGCUUCCUGGCGAGGCUCAAAAGGUGGACAGGAUGAUGGAGAAAUUUGCUGAGAGGUAUUGUCGAGAUAAUCCAUCCCUGUUUCAGAGCGCUGACACCGCUUAUGCCUUGGGUUAUGCUGUAAUUAUGCUCAACACAGAUCUUCACAAUCCUUUGGUAUGGCCGAAGAUGACAAAGGCUGAGUUUGUGCGGAUGUUCACGGCCACGGGUUCUGGGCAGGAGGAGGUUGAGGCCCCGCCUGUGGAGAUGCUGGAGGAACUCUAUGAUGUGAUACUUGCUGACGAGUUGAAAAUGAGGGAUGAUGCUUCGCCUGGUAGCGUCAAGAGUCGGGCGAAAGAUGAGGAAAAGAGCCGAAUUGUCAGCGUACUGAAUCUAACUUUGCCAAGAAGAGCAAGUGUGGCAGAUGCGAAAAAGGAGAGCGAAGAGAUUGUGAGGCGGACGCAAGCUCUGUUUCGAAAAGGGAACGCAAAACGGGGAGUGUUCUACACAGCAUCCCAGCCGGAGCUUGCACGUGCAAUGGUGGAAUCCGUGGGUUGGCCGCUCCUUGCUGCUUUCAGUGUGACCAUGGAGGACAGUGAGGCGCAGUCGCGAGUUGCCCUUUGCAUGGAAGGGGUACGAUUGGGAAUUCACUUGACAAAGGUCCUGGGAAUGGAGACCAUGCGAUAUGCAUUUCUGACGUCCCUGAUUAGGUUCACUUUUCUCCAUGCACCUAAGGAGAUGCGGACGAAGAAUGUUGAAGCCUUGCGAAGUCUACUUUCCAUGGCCGGUGCUGAGCCGGAUGCCUUACAAGACGCAUGGAAUGCAGUACUAGAGUGUGUAUCAAGACUCGAGCAUAUCACCAGCAGCCCAUCAAUGACAGGGGCAUUGAUGGUGACUGCUCCUCAAGUUGUUAGGGAAGGUCUUAUUGGAACCCUCAAGGAAUUGGCUGGAGAGCCCUCCGAAAGGAUAUUUGUGAGUAGUGUGAAACUUCCAAGUGAUUCUAUUGUGGAGUUCUUCAAUGCCCUUUGUGGGGUAUCUGCUGAGGAAUUAAAAAUGAAUCCUCCAAGAGUGUACAGUCUUCAGAAAUUGGUGGAGAUCAGCUACUAUAAUAUGUCUCGUAUUCGUUUGGUUUGGGCUCGCAUUUGGGCAGUUUUAUCCUCACAUUUUGUCACAGCAGGUGGACACCCCGAUCUGAAGAUUUCCAUGUAUGCUAUCGAUUCUCUUCGUCAGCUUGCUAUCAAGUAUUUGGAGCGUGCAGAGCUGGCAAACUUCACUUUUCAGAAUGACAUCAUGAAGCCUUUUGUUGUGAUUAUGCGGACAAAUAAGACAGGGGAGAUCAGGGAGUUGAUAGUCCAGUGUAUUGUUCAGAUGAUUGAUUGCAGAGUUGGAAGCAUCAAGUCAGGAUGGCGUAGUGUAUUCAUGGUUUUCACAACUGCAGCAUCAGAUUCUGUAAAAUCUAUUGUGGAUGGGGCUUUUGACAGUGCAGAACAAGUUGUACUUGAACACUUUGAUCAGGUUUCAGGUGACUGUUUCAUGGACUGUGUGAAUUGCUUGAUCUCAUUCGCAAACAACAAAAUGAGUGCCGGAAUAAGUUUGAAGGCGGUUGCACUGCUGAGGAUUUGUGCAGACAGGCUUGCAGAGGGUUUGGUUACAAGGCCCAGUGAAGAAGGACCGAAGAAAGACGACCAUGAAGUUGUUGAAUAUUACUGGUUCCCCAUGCUUGCAGGACUGUCAGACUUAACAUCCGACCCAAGAGCAGAUGUUCGGAGAUGCGCGCUGGAGGUGCUGUUCGACAUGCUGAAGGAACGUGGCCACAGCUUUUCAAGUGCGUUUUGGGAGAGUGUCUUCCAUCGUGUGCUGUUCCCCAUGUUUGACUAUGUUCGGCAUGCUGGAACUGACAGUGGGAAGACAGUGGAGGCAGACGAGUGGCUCCGAGAAGCGUGCAUUCAUUGCCUGCAGCUUCUCUGUGACCUUUUCUGCUUGUUCUACGAGGCAGUCUCGUUCAUGCUUCCAACACUCUUGCGCCUUCUUUUGGAUUGCGCAACCCGCUCAGACCAAGGAUUGGCAGCAAUUUCAGCUGGAGCAAUGUUGAGGCUCUUGGAGACAGGUGGACAUCUGCUGAAGGACAACGAUUGGAAUCAAGUCCUGGAUACCAUUGGGAAGGCCUGCUCAGUCACAAGCCCGGUGGAGCUAUAUGAUCCCGAGAAGCUCUUCGCAUCGCCGAACGACUGCAAGGAAGCUUCGCAAGCAACUACGGAUGAGAAUGCGACGCUGAGUGAGGACAAGGAAACGGCGUCUGCUCCUAAUGCUACACCAACCAAGGACGGAGGCAAGGAGGGAUCGUCUGGGCCGUUGACAUCGAGGACGGAUGGUCGGGAUGGCUCGAAGGCAGGGAGCUGGGGUGGUGCGGAGACCUCGGCAUCUCAAGCUGAUACCAAAGGUGAUGAAAAGGCACAGGCUGGGGAGUCAAGUAGAGACGGUCCCUCGACUGUGGAUGCAGCAGAUUACGCAACCCCAAGCCAGCGAUGGGUGAUGGCCUCUUUCUUCUCAGACAAUGCCUCAGCGGCAAAACGCAUGAUGAAUAAUGUCAUGGACGCUCUGAUGCUGAAGAAUCUCAUGUUACGCCGGGCAAAGCCAUUGGAGGCUUCCUUGCUGGCACGUCCAACUGAGACGGGUGGUGAUCUGGAUGAGAGCUUCAUUCAAGAACCAGAGGUUGAUGCAAACCCAGAUAUGAGAAAUGUACGGUGCAAGUGUGUAGUGCAGCUGUUGCUUCUGGGAGUCCUCGACAAGAUUCAGUCCAAGUACUGGGAUGCGUUAUCGCCAAGAAACAAGCACCGGCUUAUGGAUCUGGUGCAGUCAAUGGCAGAGUUCGCUGCUCAGUAUAACUCUGACGAAGCCCUGCGACAGCGGAUCCAGUCUUUUAUUGGUGAUCGCCCUCCACCAUGUCUUCUGCGUCAGGAGGUCGAGGGUACGUCAGUUUAUAUUACAGUCCUCUUUAGGGCUAUUGGUGAUCUGGGGGAGACUAGGGAUUCAGAAAGUGAUUUAACGGUCAAAGUGAGGGAGGAAGCUGAUGAGGAGGAAAGAGAGGUGAAGGCAGAGGCUGAAGCUCGGCUGGUUAAGCUCUGUGAGCGCGUUCUACAGCAAGCCUGCAACGGCCAUCCCGAAAUCGGUGAUGUACCAAGACCAGAUAUGUAUCAAGCUCUCGCUUUGCGAACUCCAGUGGUUGUCAGGGUAUUGACAGCCAUGUGCACGAUGUGUGACAAACUUUUCAAAAGGCACUUGGUGCAUUUCUAUCCGCAUUUUACAAGGCUCAUCUGUUGUGACCAGAUGGAAGUUCGGCGAGCAUUGGGUGAACUGUUCCGGGCUCGACUUAUUCCUUUGCUCCCAUAGCCAAAUAAAAUAACAAGUGAAUGUGUUUUCUGCUUAUGGGAAAUCUGGAGCCCAACUGCCGUUGUUAUCGCGCCCCAUGCUCAGCCACCCAAUCUUCCGUGAUCAAGGAGCUGGCAGCAGUUAGUGUCGCACAACAGUUGUAGUUUCUUGCAGGGCUCCUGAACGAGUUUGCUAAUGCGACCACUGCAAAAUGUUUACAUGGGCCAGUUCUCACAACACAUCGACCUGCGGGUGUCAGCAUGAAACCCGCACCACUUAGGAGGCCGCCGAUUUUGUUUUUCAACGGCGCUCCUGGCCGCACGGCGCCUCCGAGUUUUGCUUGUGGCGACAAAAACUUUCUGCAAGGCUGGGGCCGUGUUCUAGCGGUUUAAGAUGUGACAGUCCCACGAUCUCGGUCUCGGCAUAGGAAAUGUUGUUUAUCCGUGUAGGGUAUACUUGUGUUGGCCACUCUUAAAAUACCAGUCCCGUUCGCAUUUAUCCGUGGACGGUAUACCUGUGUGGGCCGCUCGUAAAAGACUCCAAUUUAAGCAGAAGAGAAUUUUUCAUGUUUUUUACAGAUUUUACCUUUUGUAAUUGGAGUUGUUUGGAUGGGUGAUUAUCCUGAGGUAUGCCUAGAGUGUAUGCAUACUUCUGUCAGUAGUUUAGUACAACAUGGGAAAAUUUGCACCCUAGA
Molecule: messenger RNA, 6921 nt
Organism: Chara braunii
Lineage: Eukaryota; Viridiplantae; Streptophyta; Charophyceae; Charales; Characeae
Source: the annotation of a GenBank genome assembly